Messenger RNA from Plasmodium cynomolgi strain B, 822 nucleotides. RefSeq lists its product as hypothetical. The record is from RefSeq and is a predicted model, not a curated record. The coding region runs from base 1 to 822 and encodes 273 amino acids. The transcript has 2 exons. Lineage: Eukaryota; Apicomplexa; Aconoidasida; Haemosporida; Plasmodiidae.
AUGUACACAAUAGACUGUGUACAGGAGGAAAAGUACGUCCGGAGGGUGGGAGAUUUGUGCGGGGAGUACUAUGUGCCCUUCGCACUGCCAGGAAGGUACAAAUGCAAUGUGGAAGACAUAGAAAAUGUGCUGCACAUGUGGAUGAGCAAAAGUAGUAAAAUAAAAGAUAAGGAAGGAAAGGAUGAUGAGAGCGGACUAUUGCUAUUCGGAUCCAUAUUUAGAGAAACCAGUUUUUCUUUAAUUUUGUCCAAGUCAAGAUAUGAACAGAAUAUGUGUACGUGGAAAAUAUUAUGGUGUGCAUGGAAGUACGUAUUUAAACAAACAUUUGAAAAAAAUGACAAUAAAUAUAUGCACAGGUACGAAGCAGAAAUUAUUCGGUUUCAAGCUGGUUGUAUUUAUCUCCUAUUUUUGCUAUACUUUAGUCAACACGUUGAAGAAAAUAAUUUCCCCUGCCCCUUGUACAUGUCGCCAUGCAUAAUGAAUCUAUGUUUGGACGUGACAGAAGAGUGCGAAAGAAUUUGUGUAUACAAUGACUUGAGGAAUAUUUUAAAUUUCAUGAUGGACACCAAUUCGAUCAUCCUAAGUUGUAAUGACGGCUUGGACGGGGAUUACCAGGACAGGUAUGGCUCCCCUCUCUACGUUGACAAAGGCAAAUUGGGGGUGGAAAAUAGCACAGAAAUUAAUGACGAGGAGAUGAAAGAUCUGUGUGAAUUGUGUGACAAGCAGAGGAGGAAAAGCACCCUGAGCAACACGUCUGCGCAUAACCUGCGUGCCAAGUUUGAGUUCAUAAGGCGGGCGCUCAUGGAGGACGACUUCGUGUAG